GGCACUGUGAGAGCGAAAGUGCGCAGGCGCAGAUUGCUGACCAGUGGCCGAAGGUGGAUAUUCUCCAGCCCUAAUAAAUUGGAAGCUGGGGAAGGAAAGAGAUGUCUGUAGUCAGGGACAAGAAGAAGCUGACAUGACUGGUACUGCUAAAAUUUAGUGAAUCACCCCUUUUCUAAAGAGAAACCCAAAGGAAAGACGUCUUUUGCAAAUCUCAAAACCAUGGCUCAGGGAUCAGUGUCAUUCAAAGAUGUGACUGUGGACUUUAGUCAGGAGGAGUGGCAACACCUAGACCCAGAUCAGAAGACUCUUUAUAUGGAUGUGAUGUUAGAAAACUACUGCCACCUCAUCUCUGUGGGAUGUCACAUGACCAAGCCUGAUGUGAUCCUCAAGUUGGAACGAGGAGAAGAGCCGUGGACAUCAUUUGUAGGUCAUACCUAUUUGGAAGAAGACUGGAAAGCUCAAGACUUUCUAGUGAAAUUCAAGGAACACCAAGAUAAGUACUCUAGAUCAGUUGUACAAAUCAACCACAGAAAACUGAUUAAGGAGAAGAGUGACGUAUAUGAAAAAACACUUAUUUUAGGCAAAAACUCUGUUAAUUCGAAAAAUCUACCUCCUGAAUAUGACACUAAUGGAAAGAUCUUGAAAAAUGUUUCAGAGCUAAUUAUCAGUAAUCUAAGUCCUGCAAGAAAGAGACUUAUUGAAUAUAAUGGAUGUGGGAAAUCACUCCUUAAUACUAAGCCAGAGACUGCUCAUCCUGAAGUCAAAUCCCAUAGUCAAGGUGGUAGGGCUUUCACUCAUAAUGAAGUACUUAUGCAGUAUCAGAAGAUGGAAACUCCAGCACAGUCGUUUGGACAUGACUGUGAGAAAUCAUUUCUUAAAAAAGGAGGCUUAAUUACACAUAAUAGAGCUUACAGAGGGGAAAGCCCAUCAGUAUAUAAUAAAAAGAGAAGAGCAACCAAUAUUGAAAAAAAACAUACAUGCAUUGAAUGUGGGAAAUCCUUUUGCAGGAAGUCUGUAUUGAUUCUGCAUCAGGGAAUUCACACAGAGGAAAAACCCUAUCAAUGUCAUCAAUGUGGAAAUGCAUUUAGAAGAAAGUCUUAUCUCAUUGAUCACCAAAGAACUCAUACAGGAGAGAAACCCUUUGUUUGUAAUGAAUGUGGUAAGUCCUUCCGCCUAAAGACUGCCCUUACUGAUCAUCAGAGGACACAUACAGGGGAGAAGUCAUAUGAAUGCCCACAGUGUAGGAAUGCCUUCAGAUUGAAGUCACACCUUAUUCGUCAUCAGAGAACUCACACAGGAGAGAAACCAUAUGAGUGUAAUGACUGUGGAAAGUCCUUCCGCCAGAAGACAACACUUUCUCUACAUCAGAGAAUUCACACAGGGGAGAAACCCUAUAUUUGUAAAGAAUGUGGGAAGUCCUUUCACCAAAAGGCAAACCUUACUGUACAUCAGAGAACUCAUACAGGGGAGAAGCCCUAUAUUUGUAAUGAAUGUGGGAAAUCCUUCUCCCAGAAGACAACCCUUGCUCUUCAUGAGAAAACUCAUAAUGAGGAGAAACCCUAUAUUUGUAAUGAAUGUGGGAAGUCCUUCCGCCAGAAGACAACCCUUGUAGCACAUCAAAGAACACAUACAGGGGAAAAAUCUUACGAAUGUCCUCACUGUGGGAAGGCCUUUAGAAUGAAGUCAUACCUCAUUGAUCAUCACAGAACUCAUACAGGAGAGAAACCAUAUGAAUGUAAUGAAUGUGGGAAAUCGUUUAGUCAGAAGACAAAUCUCAAUCUGCAUCAGAGAAUUCAUACAGGAGAGAAACCCUAUAUCUGUAAUGAAUGUGGGAAGUCCUUUCGCCAAAAAGCAACCCUCACUGUACAUCAGAAAAUACAUACAGGGCAAAAAUCCUAUGAAUGUCCUCAGUGUGGGAAAGCUUUUAGCAGGAAGUCCUAUCUCAUUCAUCAUCAAAGAACUCAUACGGGAGAGAAACCAUAUAAGUGUAAUGAAUGUGGAAAGUGUUUUCGCCAGAAGACAAAUCUCAUUGUGCACCAGAGAACUCACACAGGAGAGAAACCCUAUGUUUGUAGUGAGUGUGGUAAGUCUUUCAGUUAUAAAAGAAACCUCAUUGUACAUCAGAGAACUCACAGGGGAGAAAACAUAGAAAUGCAAUAAAUGAUGUGAUUUCUUUGGGAAGGCUUUCCAAGUUAUUGCACAUCUUUACUUAAAGAAAAGCAUGCUGAAAUAUUAAUGUAAUUUUAAUCAUAGAUAUAACCGUAGUUCUUGUGCCCUACUACAUAUCUAUUUGUCUUCUGUUUACUAGCAUACAAAAUGGAUAUGAUCAUUAUUGAACUGUAUCCACUUUGAAGGUAAUUUUUAGUUUUCAACUGCUGACUUAAAUAGUUUAUUUUUUUAAAUACUUACAUAAUAUAAUACAUGCAGAGGCAAGAAACAAAAUUGUUCUGUCAGUUUCCAUAAGAGAAAAUAAUCUAUGAACUAUAUUUCUCAUUGUAUUCUGUGUAACAGAAAGUUGUCACUUCCCCAAAUAUUACCACUUGCUGGGCUUAUAACAUCAUAAAGUAGUUUUUUGCAUGUUUUUAAACUUUAUAUAUAAAUUUUUAAUCAUACAUCAUGAAUUACUUUGUCUCUUGCUUGUUUGAGAUUUGUACAUUAUUGCAUGUAGCAGUAGUGUAUUCACUUUUGUUUCAUAUACUAU
This is a messenger RNA of Tupaia belangeri chinensis (Chinese tree shrew), 2701 nucleotides long. RefSeq names its product zinc finger protein 567 (gene ZNF567). Lineage: Eukaryota; Metazoa; Chordata; Mammalia; Scandentia; Tupaiidae. Bases 220 to 2160 code for a protein of 646 amino acids. The record is from RefSeq and is a predicted model, not a curated record. Gene Ontology annotation, molecular function: DNA-binding transcription repressor activity, RNA polymerase II-specific; RNA polymerase II cis-regulatory region sequence-specific DNA binding. The transcript is spliced from 6 exons. Gene Ontology annotation, cellular component: nucleoplasm. Gene Ontology annotation, biological process: regulation of cytokine production; regulation of immune system process; negative regulation of transcription by RNA polymerase II.